Brassica napus (rape) is the source of this 3921-nucleotide messenger RNA. RefSeq lists its product as uncharacterized. The record is from RefSeq and is a predicted model, not a curated record. The coding region runs from base 1 to 3921 and encodes 1306 amino acids. Gene Ontology annotation, molecular function: nucleic acid binding; RNA-DNA hybrid ribonuclease activity. NCBI's taxonomy places the organism in Eukaryota, Viridiplantae, Streptophyta, Magnoliopsida, Brassicales, Brassicaceae. The transcript has 2 exons.
AUGAGGACACUCAGUUGGAACUGUCGAGGUCUAGGCUGUGACUCGACAGUUCGACGCCUUAAGGAGAUAGAUAGGAAAUAUCUCCCGGACAUCAUAUGCCUUUCAGAAACAAAGCAACCAGAUGAUUAUGUUAGGGAUGUUGGCGCUCAACUUGGUGAUGUGUAUUCAGUUUUAGUUUCUCCGGUUGGAAUAGGGGGUGGUUUGGUUAUCUUUUUUAAGCAUCAUGUUCAGCUUUCAGUUAUUAGUAGUUCUGUAAAUCUCAUCGAUUGUAAAGUUUCCUGCAAUGAAAAUCUCUUCUACUUGUCGUUUGUGUAUGGUCAUCCAAACCAAGCGUAUAGGCAUCAUACUUGGGAGAAACUGAUGAGACUUAGCAUCAACAGAAGGCGUGAACCUUGGUUUGCACUAGGGGACUUCAAUGAGAUUUAUAGUAAUAAGGAAAAGAUAGGGGGAAGGAUACGGCCAGAGGCUUCUUUUCUUGACUUCAGAAACAUGAUGAGAGUUUGUGACUUCACGGAUCUUCAGUCAGUAGGUGACAGGUUCUCAUGGGCAGGAAAAAGAGGAGAUCAUGUUGUUAGAUGUUGUUUAGAUCGAACCAUGGCAAAUAGCAGUUGGUUUGAUCUUUACCCAGCUUCUCACACAGAGUAUCUAGAGAUAGGUGAAUCAGAUCACCGUCCAAUGGUCACUUUUAUGUCAGCAGAAAGAGAGAUACCUCGACGAUACUUCAGAUAUGAUAUGCGUAUGUUAAAUAAGGAAGGUUUUCAAGACUCAGUAAAAAGAGGAUGGAGAGGAAUGGGACAAGCUCAACUGGUCAGGGAGCCACUAACACAAAGGAUCAGAAGAUGUAGACAGCAUAUCUCGCAAUGGAAAAAACUUCACCGCAAUAAUUCAGAAGAGAGGAUUGGGAUAUUAAGAAGCAAUUUAGAUAAGGCUUUUAUUUCCAAUAACUACACGACAGAGGAUAAGAAUGCUAUCAGGGAUGAACUUAACCAGGCUUAUCUUGAGGAGGAGAUAUUUUGGAAACAGAAAAGCCGAAUUAUGUGGUUGCGAUCAGGAGAUAGAAAUACAAGAUACUUCCAUGAGGUUACAAAAGCCAGACGGGUCAGAAAUACUAUACGAUCUAUUCAAGAUGAUCAAGGAGUUAUACGUAAAGGACAUAAGGAGGUUUCAGAUGUUGCUACUUCAUACUUCCAGAAUUUAUAUGCGUCUGAAGAAAUAAACAGCGGGCUCUACACAGAGGUUUUCUCAGAUUUUACAUCAAGAGUUACUCAGGAAAUGAAUGAUGAUUUAGUAAGACCGAUCACUGAAGAUGAAAUUCAAGCAGCUCUGUUUGAUAUGGGACCUCACCGUGCUCCUGGGCCAGAUGGAUUCUCAGCAGCUUUUUAUCAGAAGUUUUGGGAAGAUUGUAAAGCUGAUAUACUGGAAGAAGUUGAGAGGUUUUUCAACUCUGGUGAUUUGGACCCACAACACAACCACACAAACCUGUGUCUCAUUCCAAAAAUUUAUCCUCCAACGGGAAUGAAGGAUUUUCGACCUAUUGCUUUAUGCAAUGUCUCUUACAAGAUUAUCUCAAAAAUUCUAGUGAACCGGUUGAAGAAUCAUUUAUCAAAUAUUGUCUCAGAGAAUCAGAACGCUUUCAUACCAGGAAGAUUGAUUUCAGACAAUAUUGUUGUGGCUCAUGAAAUUUUCCACAGUCUUAAAGCUAGGAAGAGACAAGCUAACUCAUACAUGGCGGUUAAGACGGAUAUUACGAAGGCUUACGACCGUCUUGAAUGGAGAUUUCUUCAAGAAACAAUGCGGUAUAUGGGAUUUGGAGAAAAAUGGAUAGGGUGGAUCAUGGCUUGUAUCUCUACAGUUACAUAUUCAGUUCUGAUUAAUGGAGCUCCAGAGGGUCUUAUUACACCGAAAAGGGGAUUAAGACAGGGAGAUCCCCUUUCUCCUUAUCUGUUUAUUCUCUGCGCUGAAGUGUUGUCUCAUCUCUGUAACAAAGCAAUGAGGGAUCGUUCCCUGCUUGGAGUAAAAAUUGCUAUACAAGCCCCUGCAGUUAAUCAUUUGCUCUUCGCUGAUGAUUCUCUGUUUUUCUCAUUAGCUAAUCCUAAAGCGGCAAAGAAGUUAAAAGAUAUAUUCUCCAAGUACGAAUCAGUCUCGGGUCAGGCAAUCAACCUGAGUAAAUCUACAAUCACGUUUGGCAGUAAGGUUGGUGCAGAGGUCAAAACAAGAAUGAGAAAUGUAUUAGGGAUUCAUAAUGAAGGAGGGAUUGGGAAGUAUUUGGGUUUGCCUGAGCAGUUUGGAUCCAAAAAGGGUGAGAUGUUUGCAUAUAUUGUUGAUAAGGUUAAGAAGGUCGUGCAUGGAUGGAAGCAGAAACACUUUACACAUGGAGGAAAGGAAGUUCUUCUUAAAUCUAUUGCUCUAGCCAUGCCUAUAUUUUCGAUGAAUAUAUUCCGCUUACCAAAGGAAGUUUGUGAGGAAAUCAAUGCUAUACUAGCACGAUUCUGGUGGGGCACAGGAGAGUCAAAGGGUCUACAUUGGUAUGCUUGGAAAAGGGUAUGCAUUCCAAAGAGAGAAGGAGGUCUUGGAUUCAGGGAUCUUGAAUCUUUCAAUCAAGCACUUUUAGGAAAACAAGUUUGGAGAAUAAUGCAAAAUCCAAAUUGUUUGAUGGCAAGAGUUUUGAGAGCACGCUACUUUCCAGAUGGUGAUAUCCUAAAAGCUACUCUAAAGAAAAAAUCUUCUUAUGCCUGGAAAUCAAUUCUCCAUGGAAAGGAUUUGAUAGUUAAAGGAAUGAGAUACAUCAUUGGCAAUGGGGAGUCAACAAAGAUGUGGACGGAUUCCUGGCUAAGUCUUCACCCACCAAGACCUCCAAGAUCACGAGGAGAAGUCAAUACUAACAGUAAGGUUAGUGAUUAUGUUUUAAAUAAUGGAAGGGGUUGGAACUUGGAUAAACUCAGAGAAGACGUCAUCCAAGAGGAUAUAGAGAAGAUCCUAGAAUUAAAGAUAAGCUCAAAGGCGAGGCAGGAUCUUAUGGGUUGGCACUACACGGAUAAUGGACUCUAUACAGUGAAAUCUGGUUACUGGUUAGUAACUCACCUCCCUGAUAAUAACUACAUUCCUCCAACGUAUGGUUCAGUCGCUUUGAAGCAAAAGUUAUGGAAAGUAAAGGUGCCAGCUAAACUGAAACAUUUUCUGUGGAGAAUAUCUUCAAGAAGCAUUGCAACCGGAAAUAAUUUGAAACGUCGACAUGUUACUCCUGAUGCAAUAUGCAAGCGAUGUUGGCUAGAGGAGGAAACAGAAGAACACCUUUUCUUUACGUGUCCUUAUGCAAAGAAAGUUUGGAGGGCUUCAGGUAUAAAUAAUUUGGUUUUAGACAGUACAAUGUCUACAUAUGAAGAAAAAUUAGAAGCUUGCUUACAAGUCUCAACGGCAACAUCUCUGAGUCAUUAUCAAGACCUGCCUAUUUGGAUUCUCUGGAGGCUUUGGAAAAGCAGAAACGUGUUAGUAUUUCAACAGAGAGAUUUCCAUUGGAAGAAUAUUCUGUCUGCUGCUAGGAGUGAUGCAAGGGAAUGGAGAAAUAUUGAAACACAAGAUAAUAAUGCUUCGGAUGGACAUAGCAUUUCUCCUACAAGCAGAAGUUCACAAAGAUGGAAAGCUCCACCAAACCGGUGGUUAAAAUGCAAUGUGGAUGCAUCAUUUAUUGAUACAAGAGAACCAAGCUCAGCAGGAUGGGUUAUUAGAGAUGAACACGGAAUCUAUAAAGGAGCUGUUCAGGUACAGGGCAAUAUGGUAUGUUCUCCAUUGGAGAGUGAGCUUCAAGCUAUUCUAAUGGCUGUACAUUUGAUUCUUUCAACUGGAAAAGAGAAAUACGGUGGUGGGCAGAGAAGAUUCAGAACAUCUCAUUUCAGUGGGUCAAAAGGGAAGCUAACAAAGUAG